AUCUGUUGGUAUCGACUGCGGGAUCUGAAUGUAUUCUGUGGUGGGGCUCUAAUCACCACUGCCGUGAGGCAUCAAUGACAGGUAGGGGACAUUUCAUCAGGUAUAAAACUCGUCUUCUUACUCCUGUCCUCCUGCAACCUUUCAAACCUCACUCCACACUUCACCUACCAUGGCUCAAUCCACCACUCGUACGCACGGUGUCAAGCUCAACCCCCUCUUUAUUGGUUCGGCCAGUGGGGAGCGCUAUCACGUACAAGUCCCUAUAGAAUGGGAUGUACGCUACCAUCCAACGCGUCAUGCAGAAAUAACGAACCUGCCUAUACAAUCAUCCCACCUAUCACAAUUUGCAACUAAUCCCCCUAUCACAAAGUUGCAGCUUGUAUGUGACCUAUUGUUCCCUGGAUGGGAGAUAAUAGCCCGUAACCCAACGGGGGUGACGGUGCAGGAUGUGCUAGAAGCGAUUUAUGAGACACUUCGCGGACUUCUGAGGACGCAUGAGUGGGAGGGCAUGUCGCUCAAGCAGCGCAGCAGGAUCGAAGACAUACAUCGCGCACGAUGCAUGGCAUCUUUAGAUCCUGAGUACACACGUUUGGCGGGGGUGCGCAGAGUGGACUGUCUGCUUUCAACGACCAUGUUUGCUGGACUUACUUCGUUGGUCAGGAGGAGAGAUCAGUGGCAGGUGGUCCUCACGCUGUCACGGGAUUUUAGACCCCGGCGUGUCUACUACCACUAACAUGUUCUCUCAGCAGUGCUGAUGAGAACGUGAUGCAUUGAAUUAUGGAGAAUCAUUUAUGAGCUAAUUUGCUGACCUGCAGUUUUAUUUUACUAUAUCAGAUUCAGACCUCUCCUCGACUCGUCAGGUAUGUGUUGUUAGUGCCCCAGCAUCGUGUAUCU
Suillus bovinus is the source of this 894-nucleotide messenger RNA. RefSeq lists its product as uncharacterized. NCBI's taxonomy places the organism in Eukaryota, Fungi, Basidiomycota, Agaricomycetes, Boletales, Suillaceae. The record is from RefSeq and is a predicted model, not a curated record. The coding region runs from base 170 to 733 and encodes 187 amino acids. The transcript has a single exon.